Molecule: messenger RNA, 546 nt
Organism: Neolamprologus brichardi
Lineage: Eukaryota; Metazoa; Chordata; Actinopteri; Cichliformes; Cichlidae
Source: RefSeq, a predicted model, not a curated record
UCCUCUUUGUUCCAAGAUACAUGACCUGGGCUGAGGCUCAAAGAAACUGUCAGAAUCGUGGAGGACAGCUUGCAUCUGUGUAUAGUGCCAGUCAAGCUAACGAGAUUCAAAAGGAGGUGCAGCAUGCUGGACGUGGCUAUGGACAGUUUUGGGUUGGAGGCCAUAAUACUCCAGCGGAUCCUUCCUGGUCCUGGAGUGAUUAUAUGGGUGUGUCUGCUUUUGCUGAGUUUUGCAGAGGAGAGGAAGCUAAACAUAAGCACCACUGUUUGCAGAUAACUUUUGGUGAAGGAAAGGCAGGAUGCUUGGAUGACAUGAAGUGUGUGACUAAGCUCCCAUCUAUCUGUGGUAGCCUUAUCAUGUGAUCUCAUCACUAAUGCAAAUGUACACUUCAUCAGUAAAAACACUGACGUGUUUUUCAGCUAUUGAGUCUUUCUUGGUAUUUCUGUUCUGUUGCUACAGCAUAAGGGAUCAUACGACACAUACAAUAAACUGCAGAAGGAUUUUAUGUUUGGAAAGUCUUUAAAAAUAAAAGAAUGCUUUCACACA